UUCAGCACACACAAAACACAUGCACACAACAAACAAUAAACUGGACCAGUGUCUACACGGAACUAACUCGCACCAUAUCCACUCACCAUUCGUGCGGCGGACAUAGCAAAUUUGUAAGGCACUCUCGCAAGAAACUUGAGUAAAACUUCUUUAAAUCCAGGUUUUUAUAAAACACCAGUCGUCAAGAUGAGUCAGGCAGCAGUUGGGAUGCCAACCGAUGCUUUCGAUAACCCUCUCUUAAUGAAGACAGAGCUUGGAAGGCCAGCCAAACGUGGCUUCACUCUUCCUGAUUAUGAUUUCACCUACGGUCGACCAAACCUUGCCAAAGACGGAGGUGCAGCAGAAGCCAUGACUGGGUGGUCCCCCACAGCGGCUCUUCCAAUCUUCCGAAAGGAGAAGAAACCAGAUAGAGACUUUGUCGCACUGAAUAAAGCAUGCGUUGGGUCUGGGUUGGUGACAGCCAAAGAGCAGUUUGAAUACAGAGCAACUCACGACGUGAGACGCCGUGUUGCAGAAGAGGAGAAGAAUAAGACCAAGAUUAAGAGGAUACCAGCCUCCAUGACUUUUGGAAUCUCAACAAGACCUUCGACGCCAGUAUUUGAUCUUCUAGAACACAGAUAUCAGGAUCGAUGGUUAAACGACAGAAGGAAAACCGAACUUGUCAAGAGAGAUCGCCUCCAGCAAAAGCAAAGCCUCAACAAAGGAAUCUACGAAACAAGAGCCUCCCUCCUCCGCAAGUUCUGCCCAACAGUGGAAGCCCCGCCCCUCUGGCAGAUGCCCAAGUUCCAGAGAAAACUCCCCCACUUGGAAACAUUCCGCUCUAUCGAAGCGAGGAACAAAGCGCUGGAUAGCCAUGCUACAGACUGCACAGCUAGGACGGGUGUCUUUGGACACGGAACUUACGAGGGUGCUAAAAGUUAAAAUAACUUUACAGAGACUGUAAGAAUAUCAACGUCUGUUUCCAUAGCAGUGUUUUAAAUGUAGCUAAGAUAACCUUCAGAGUGCAACCAAAGUUGUAUUUCCUGAUGAUUAUUUUGUCACUGAAUACAACAAUGGAGUGAUUGAACAAUCUUUUUUGGAAUAGUUUUCUCAGGCGUGGAAUUUCAUCUUUGAGAGGGCAAGGCCAUUUCAUUUUUCAAAGGACACUUCCAUUGGAAAAUCUAUGGGCAACGGAGAGGCCAGGGCCUCCAUGAAAUUCCAGGCUUGUUAUUUAAUUCCAAUCCUCUAGUUCUUUAAUACAUGUUGUACACACAACCAAACUGUCAACACUCAAAUUAAGAGGUGACAUUUCUUUUCAACCAAUUCAAGACAUGAUAUCCUUCCUUCUAAAGUGUCUGAUUUCCGAUUUGUUUUGCCCCUUUUUUCCAAGAACUGACUAUCAUGCCUGAUUUUUAAACCAGUUUCAUGUUUUGUCAAGAAUGUUUGUGCAUGUUCACAUUGCUUUCAGGCUUAGUUCGUUUGAGAAAAUUUAAAUUUAAGCUAUCGUAGUUUGCAGGGUAUUCGAAUACUAUUUCUUAAACUUUGACAUUAUUUCAGAAAGAAGUAUCUCCCCAUGGAGAUUCAUGCCAUUGCUGGUAUUAUUUUAUAACCAAUGAGCUUUAAGAAUGAAACCAGUCGACUUGUUACUGUACCAAUUGACCCAAUUGACAGGCCUAUCAUUAAUCUUGGUGGCGCCAUUUUUGGAGUCAACACCUUUGGUGACACAGUGAAGCAAGCGCCCGCUUUGUGAAAAAUUCACAAAUGGCAUUCUUUCAAAUUGUCUUGCAAAAAAAAAAAACGUUCUAGUGAUCAUGGUGGCAGCUCCUUGCUUUCAAAUCCAUCAAAUAAACCUAAUUGUUCAGGUGCCUAAAUUAGACGAUCAAGAUUGACUAAAUUAUAAACUGUUUUUGUCCACAUCAUUAUGCAACAGCAUUUAUGCAAGCUUUACCAGCAUGGUGCAUACUUUCUACUCAUUUGUAAAUAUGUAAAUACAAGUUCAAAUUAUUUGUGCAUUAUUAAACCACCUUCCAUCUGCAAGUACUUUGUUUUUUUCUACAUUAAGUAAAUUAUGUGUUUUGUAAAAAGUCAUGAUGAAUCAUGUAACAAUAAUAAAAACUAUGAUGGCACACUAUUCAGUUUAUGAAAGUUUCUUUAUUGGUGACUUCAGGGAUCAUUCAAAGUUGUUAAUAUUUGUAUUAAAGACGUGCAGAAACCCCAUCCUCAAAGAAAAUUGUGCCUUUAGCAUGUCAGGUUCUAUUAAUACAUUGUGUAUAGUUUCAUUCCAACCCCCCCCCCC
Molecule: messenger RNA, 2275 nt
Organism: Asterias rubens (European starfish)
Lineage: Eukaryota; Metazoa; Echinodermata; Asteroidea; Forcipulatida; Asteriidae
Product: cilia- and flagella-associated protein 77-like
Exons: 4
Coding region: 187-921 (244 amino acids)
Source: RefSeq, a predicted model, not a curated record